AUGAGUCGGAAAACUGACUGUGUCACCGUGGUAAAUAGUAAUGGAUUUGUACACCAGGACUUCUGGGGACGUGUUUUGAUGAAGGAUGACCAGAAUAAAACAGGAGUUGUUGUCUUGCUCAAUGGCCUUAGGAUCAAAGACUCUGCAUUGUACCGUUGUGGUACUGGGUCAUUUGAAGAGGGAUCUGACUGGACGGAUGUUCAUAUUUAUGUAGACAAUAGUAAGUGUGAUAAAAACCAUUGAGAUACAUGUGCAUUAUGCUAUAGUUUUGCUAUUAAACAAUAAUAUAAAGGUGUGAUUCUUUGCAUAGCACAUAGGAAAGCAUUUGAUUGGCUGAGCUUGUCAAUGAGGCAGUUCAGGGUCAGAGACCGCAUAAGCCAAACACAACUCUGGCCAAUCAGCAUCUCCUCAUAGAAAUGCAUUGAAUCAAUGCAUCUCUAUGAGUAAUGCUCAGUGUCUCCAUUCAGAGGGUGACAUUUCCAACACUGCCAUUUCCAGCACUGCUUCAAGAAGUACCUCUAGUAGCCAUAUGAGGAGUGGCCACUGGAGAUAUCCCUAGGCUGUAAUGUAAACACUGCCUUUUCUCUGAAAAACUGUGUUUACUGCAAAAAGCCUGAAGGGAAUGAUUAUACCCAUUAAAACAAAUACAAUAUGCUGUAGUUGUUCUGGUGACUAUAGUGUCCCUUUAACUAACUUGGUUCAAGUAUCUUUCAAGCAUAUAUAAUCCCCCUCAUACAUAUCUGGUUUAGGAGUAAAUAGUGUAUGUCCCCCCGCCCCCAGAUUAGGUUCCUCCCCCAAUGUCUGUAUGUAACACCACAUUCUCUUAGCUUCAUAUUCAGCCAGGAACAGCUAACAAAACACCCCUCCCUGAAAGGAACACUAUAGUGUUAGGAGUACAAACAUGUUUUCCUAACACUAUAGUGGCAGUUUAGGUCUCCAGAUCCCCUCAGAGUAGAGUUAAAAGUUGUUUAAACAUAUAUUUUCCUCAUCUCUGUGCAGUCUUGCCAUGGCCGACUUCACCUCGAUGGCUGAGAACAUCAGUCAUGAUCUCAGCCAAUUCAAUGCUUUCCCUUAGGAAUGCAUUAGGAGGCUAUUGCACAUGCGCAGCAAAAACGCCACGAUGCGCCACUCGGAAUCUCCUCAUAGAGGUGCAUUCAAUCAAUGCAUCUGUAUGGACAGCAUUCACCAUCUGUAUGGAGAGCAUUCAGCUGAGGAUAAGUGAUGCACACAGUGAAAUAAGAAGCUCCAAUAGUGGUGGUCUUAGACAGUGCCACUAGAAGUAUUACUAGGCAGUAACGUAAACACUGCCUUUUCUUUGAAUGUCUGCCCUUUUUUUAACUGUCAAGAAUUCAAAGGCACCGUGAAGUUUAAAUUUCUGUUACGUAGGAAAAGUUCAAUUCAUCUCUCCAUUUUGGACAACAAUUAGAAAUUUACUUCAUAAAAUUCACACAUUGGUGAAUAACACUUUUUGAAUAAAUCUAGGGACAGAAGGGCAUUUUUAGAACUAAUAUCCUGACUGAUGUAUUUUAUUUUUAUUUUAUUUUUCAUUUCAGAUUUUUUAGCACCAACAAGGAUCUCCAAAAGACUGAGUGGUUUUGUGGGUGGGUCGGUGUCAGCUGAAUGUUUAAUUCCAGGACAUUUUAGUCCGACUUCUAUGAUAUAUUGGUGCAAGUGGAAUGAGAAAGGUUGUGUGCACCUGAUAGACUCAUGUGGAUUUGUUCAACAUCAGCUGAAAAAUAGAGUAAUUCUCGAGGCUUCCAACCAGACCCAAAGAAGCUACCACAUCCUCAUGAAUCAGUUACGGUUGAGAGAUGCUGGAUUUUAUUGGUGUGGCAUUACUGAUGGACACAGAGAACAAUCAUUCUCUGUGGAGCUGAUUAUUCAAGGUAAGCUUUCCAUACAACCAUCUCUUUUUAGCUGUCCCAAUGCUUCGAAUAUCAUUUUUACAAUGUGCUUCGAGAUUUCAAAGCUUCACGACGUGUUUUCUGAAGAAACAGUGUUUACUUUGUGACUAGCCAAAUUAAAAUCCUGUAUUACUCGUAGAUUGUUCACCCAGGUUAACAGAACCCCCUCAUCAAUUUAAGAACUAAAAACAGUCUAUGCCCUCAGAACUAUUGUCAUAAAAGCAGUCUACUUCAAGAGUGUGAUUGACCCUUAGACAGGGUUAAAGUCACCACUAUUAGUCUGCACUAAACUUGAAAUAAUGAAAAAAUCCCCCUUAACACCACCCACACUUCAUUAUAAUAUAUAAAUAUUACUAUUUUAAAGGGACACUAUAGACACCUGAACAACUUCAGCUUAAUGAGGUUGUUCAGGUGAGAACUAUAGCUCCCUGCAGCCUUUCUCAUGUAAACACUGUAUUUUCUUAGAAAAUACAGUGUUUACAUUGAAAGCUAGAAACACCUCCAGUUGCAGUCACUCAGAGUGAACCAGAGGGACUUCGGAGUUGAUGGAGGCAUAAUAUGCCUCCAUCCUCUCAGAUCUGCUGUCAGCAGAGCACAGGGCAGCACUGUGCACAGCAUCCUGUGAUUAAGUAUCUCCUCCCUCUGCAUGCAAACACUGAACUUUCCUCAUAGAGAUUCAUUGAUUCAAUUCAUCUCUAUGAGGAGAUGCUGAUUGGCUAGGGCUGUGUUUGAAUCAUGCUGGCUCUGCCCCUGAUCUGCCUCUUUGUCAGUCUCAGACAAUUCUAUGGGGAAGCACUGUGAUUGGAUCAGGCUACCACAUGUCAGCAGACUGCUUGUUUUUCUGAGUCUAACAGCAUGCAGAUUUACAUCUUCUGGCUUGAAUACAGUAAGAUUUUUACUAUAUUUAUGGAGUCAUGAGGGGCCCGGGGGGGGGGCUAGAUGGUGGUGUUAACACUAUAUGGUCAGGAAUACAUGUUUUUGUUCCUGAACCUAUAGUGAUCCUUUAACUCUGUUACCACCAAGACAAUUUAUAAAUGGGGUGCCUUGGCCCCCCAGGUAAAUUAGAAUAAAAGAAAACACCAAAUACAAUUUAGCACAAUAUCUAUGCAAUUGCAAAACAGUAAUUCAUUGGUUUCUUAGGGUAAUGUGAUUCUUUACCAGAGAAAGGCAAAACUUAAUAAAAGAAUAGUUAUUAUGAACAAAAACAGUCACAGUGCAUACAAAAAUCGAUGACAAUAAAUUAUUUACACUAACAACAGAUAAAAAAACAAAAAGGAUAAUUUAACAGAAAUCCUAAUUACUCACUCACUUAUGUUAUAAAAGUAAAAGUGUCUUUCUGUCCAGGGGGUCUCUGCUGACCCAUACUCAGUUAGCACCCUGUGAUUUUUAUGAUUGAGUGCAACCCUUUUUUCUCUUUUGAUAUACUUCUUAAUUGUGACCUAAUAUUACGGACUUCGCAAUUCCUUCCAAACGACGUUUACAUUCUAUACGAAGGAUUUGUUUUCAUCAUUCUAAAUAUGCACAAAAUGAUCCACAAUAACUCAUCUGUGAGUUAGGAUUGAUGUUUGUUUUGGAUAUGAUACUGGGACACAAGGGUUAUCUUGAAUGCUAAUGGUCAUUAACAUAUUAAAGCAUCCACUAUCUAUGAGGAAUUACAAUCCGUAUGGUCGAAGUCAGUUAGUUUACAUUGAAACUAGACUUACAGACAACUGAUGUAAAACAUGUCACACCUUGCAGCAGCCUUGGUUGAUCAAAAGAGCAAUACAUAUUGGAAACCAUCUGACCUCUAUCACAUUCCUAUAUAAUUUACAUUAACUCUUUCUGACAUAUGUCCUCUACCAAGCGGCCAAUUCAUGUAUGCCCUACACAAAUUACAUUAAAUAGUAAUAUUUUAUAGUGCAACAAUGAACCUUUGGCAUGACAGUCAUUUAAAAGAAAACUAAUCCUAUUUCAAAAUGGAAUGUCCCACUCAUUUAACAAAUGUAGGGCUACAUAAAGCAGCUAAAAGUCAUAGAAAAGGAGUAUAUUGUUACAUUUUGUCUUUAAGGGGUUAUUAACAUUAAAUUAAAUAUUUUAAACCUACCUUUGAACCAAAGACAAUGUAAAUGAUCUCCAUUUGUUCUGAGCAUUUGUAAAAUGAUGUUUAAUAAAAAAAAAAUUUAAGUAUCUGACUAAUAGAUAAAAUUGUAUUCAAUGUGGAAACAGCUUAAUUGAUGCUUAUAACACGUAACUAUUAAUUCAUUAAAAUAAUUUGUGAAAAUACCAAGGGUUGAAUCCAAUACUAUUGUCAAACCCAAGUUGAACAUUAUCAACUGGUUUCAUGAGAUUUUGGGGGGGGGAAGGAUUUUGAGUGGAUUCAAUGCCAGCUGAAAUUCUAGCAACCAAACCCAACUUAAACUAAACAAUGCACAUUUGUCAUCCAUUUUUAAUGACUAACCAAGCUAAUCAUUAAAAAAACAUAAAACAAAAUUACCUCCAUAUUAGCAUAAGCAAAGCCUGAAAUCUCCUCCAUGCAAAAAACAUAAAACAAAAUUACCUCCAUAGCGAGUGUGGGCUAAAUACUUUCAUUAGUCCUUAUCUUAUAGUUAGGAUAGCCUUAUGCCUAUCCCACGCAUGCUUAAACUCCUUUACUGUGUUAACCUCUACCACUUCAGCUGGAAGCCUAUUCCAUGCAUCCACUACCCUCUCAGUAAAAGUAAUACUCACUGAUAUUAUUUUUGAACCUUUGUCCCUGUGGUAGUUUUUCUUCCUUUAAAUGUAGUCUCCUUCUUUACUGUGUUGAUUCCCUUUAUGUAUUUAAAUGUUUCUAUCAUAUCUCCACUGUCUCGUCUGUUCUCCAAGCUAUACAUGUUAAGACCCUUUCAUCUUUCCUGGUAAAUUAGCCUGGUAAAUUUUAUCCUGCAAUCCAUGAACCAGUUUAUUAGUCCUUCUGUAAACUCUUUCCAAAGUAUCAAUAUCCUUCUGAAGAUACGAUUUCCAGUACAAUACUCCAAGUGAGGUCUCACCAGUGUUGCAUGUUACUAGUGACAGGGAAGUGACUGGCGCACGUUAAUUGGAAUUACAUAUUACAUAGUUACAUAGUUACAUAGUUGAAAAGAGACUUGCGUCCAUCAAGUUCAGCCUUCCUCACAUAUGUUAUUGCUGUUGAUCCAAAAGAAGGCAAAAAACCCAGUCUAAAGCGCUUCCAAUUUUGCAACAAACUAGGAACAAAUUCCUUCUUGAUGCCAAAAUGGCAGUCAGAUAUCUCCUUGGAUCAAGCAGCUAUUGUCCCACUAAUGAGAAAUUAUAUCCCUGUAUGUUAUGUUUUUGCAAGUAUUUAUCCAAUUGUUGUUCAACCCCUUAAGGAUUGGCUCUAAACGCCGGAGGGCGGCAUAGAACGCUCAAACCUUCCUUUCUACUUAUCCCACGCUGGCGAUCGCGCUAUGGGGACUCACCUGGGAGCCUCCGUCCUCUUUGGCCCCCCGGGCCAUGUGAUCACAGGGUACUUGCGAGGACCUCGCGAUCACAUGGACGGCAUAGCCCAACAUUAUAGGGGGGACGUGAGUGUACCCGGUCCCAAACACACUACUCUAUCUCUACCUGAUAAUAAUAUAAAGUAAGGUUGUCAAAAAAGUUAUUGUUUGGUCCAAUGGAGUUCAUAUAUCUCUGUAGGAUAAGUACAGUAUGUACUAUCAGAUGCCACUUUUUUCUCAUUUCAGGCCUCCUUGUAAACUACAAAGUGACUUGAAAUUGUUUUAGGUUCAGAGAUUUAAAAAUAGAAUACCGCAAUAUCACCAGCAGAAAGCAACAUAGGACUGUAUUACACGUGACUCAUCCAAGUGCUUAAAAAUUGUCAUACAUUAUUACAUGAUGUUCCCUGGAAUUUAUGUAAUUGUGUAAAACAGUUAAGCAACAACUGUAUAAAUUAAAUUUAAUUUAGGGGUUUAUAUGGAUUUAUUGAAACCUUUUAGGAAACUCAUGGUAUUAGUUCCUCUUCACAGGUUACAUGUUUUUUUCCCCUUUUCAAAGAACAGACUGCAAUUUUAAUUAUAAAUAAUUUAAUGCAACAUAAGAUAAAUUAAGGCAGUGAUAAUGCUGGUUUUGCAAUACAUUAAAAAUAUCCAUACAUUUCUUUAAGGGACACUAAAGGUACCAAAGCAACUUUAGCUUAAUGUAGCAGUUUGAGUGUAUAGAUCAUGCCCCUGCAGUCUCACUGCUCAAUGCUCUGCUAUUAAGGAGUUAAAUCACUUUUGUUUAUGCAGCCCUGGUCACACCUCCACUUGCCACGUUCCAUUUACAGCAUGUGAAUCGGAAAAGAAGGCCGGCCCCCUCCAGAAAUGCUUGGAAAAUUGGCCUGGGCUUGGGGAGGACCUGACUUCUUAGGCCCAUGAGUGCCAGAAUAGUGCACUCUUAAAGGGAGCAUGGGUGGUCCUGAACAACAGGUGUGUAGGUAAGAUGGGAGUUAUGUGGGGCAGCAUGCCUUUUCUCCUCUAUUUAAAAUCAGUCAUCAUGUUCCUCUUUGCACAGUUCUACUGUGCUCAUAGUGGUCUUAACUUAUUUUCCUGCUAUGCAUCUGAACUCUGGUAUUUGACCCUUGCCCUAUUCACUGUUUAUGAACCUGUGCCACCUGACUGGACCUUUUGCAUUCCUGACCAUGCAUUUGUCUGACCCUCAUCUGUUCUAUGAUCAUGGUAUCAUUUUAUCCAGCUGCCUGCUGCAUAGUUCGUUCCAUCUACCAAACCACCCUACUGUGUCUUACGGCAUUUUAUUACUGUAUUUUGUAUACUCAAUUUUAUAUAGUUUUUGCUAGAAAAAUAAAAGUUCUUGUUAUUUUGUUUUAAUAAAGGCAGCAAAACAUACAAUUCUGAGAGGUAUGAAGUGUGUUUUCUUCAUAAUCCCUUUUGUGCAGAUAACACUACAGACUUUUACAACAGUACUACCAGUAGAGGGCAGCAUAACACUACAGACUUGUACCACAGUAAUACCAGUAGAGGGCAGCAUAAUACUUCAUCCCAUGCCACAUAUUCUGCAACACUUCAACCAGCUACAUCCACUAGCCAAGGUCAGUAG
This is a messenger RNA of Pelobates cultripes (western spadefoot toad), 6953 nucleotides long. Lineage: Eukaryota; Metazoa; Chordata; Amphibia; Anura; Pelobatidae. The record is from the annotation of a GenBank genome assembly.